Molecule: messenger RNA, 2199 nt
Organism: Aspergillus ibericus CBS 121593
Lineage: Eukaryota; Fungi; Ascomycota; Eurotiomycetes; Eurotiales; Aspergillaceae
Product: BOD1/SHG1 domain-containing protein
Exons: 4
Coding region: 1-2199 (732 amino acids)
Source: RefSeq, a predicted model, not a curated record
AUGGCUGGUCCAGAGGAAAUGUCGGAUUCGUUGGUGGCUGCUGCUGGGGUCAAGCGGGCGUCGCUGGAUCUGGACCUGGACAGUCUCCAGCGGAAGAAGUUCAAGACGGAUGAAUUGCCUUUAUCCGCGGCGCAGCAUACGGCGAUUGAGAAUUUGCUGCACGCGUUUAAGAAAAGGGGUGGGUUUGAUCAUAUUCGAAAGAAGAUAUGGGCGGAGUUUCAUGAUGGGGAAGGCAAGGUCGAAUUUACGAAACUCCUCGUUGAGCUCGCAGAGUCGGAAAUCGAUCGCGAACCCGGAUUGCUUGCUCGUGAGCGGGGCAAGGCUGCGACGCUGAUCGAGGGUGCCGUGGAUCGAAGCGAUGUCUACAAAACUGUCGAACAUUCGUUGGACGCGCUGGCGGAGAAGUUCCUUCUUGAUAUCUUGGGGUCGGUCCGUGAAAUUCGUCGCGAUGAGAUAGGGGAAGAGCUCGCCGCGCAGGAGGAGAAGGCUGGGAAUAAAACCGACGAGGACUACGCCGUUCAUGUGAAAACGAAACGCGACGAGCGCGAAAAGAUCUGGCAGGAGGAGCUGCGCAAACAACAGGAAAUUGAGGAGGAAGAGGCGCGCAAAAAGGCCGAGGAGGACCGCAAGCGACGGGAGAUUGAGCGCCAAAAAGAGGAAGAAGAGAGGGCUCGGAGGAGGGAGCGCGAGGAACAGCGACGGGAGGAGCAGCGGAAGCUGGACGAGCAGCGAGAAAAGGAACGCCAGGAACGAUACGAGCGACGACGCCGCGAAGACCGCGACCGAUACCGCGACUGGCGCGAUCGCAGCCGCACCAGAGACCGUGAUUCGGAUCGAGAUAGGGAUAGGGAUCGCUACCGUUACCGGGAUCGCUCACCAGGUUAUCGCUCAGAUCGCGCCCACUCCCCACGGUAUCGCGAGUCGCGAAAGGACAAGUCGCCCACCCCGAAAGAGCCCACGCCUGCACCCGUGCCACCGCCGCCACCGGUGGACGAGAAGUCGUUGGAGGAAACGGCGCUACAACUUUUGCUGAAGGAGGGAGAGGAGCUGGCGGCCAAGGCGCGGCAGAAACCCGAGUUCGACUUUGAGGAAGCAGAGGCGAUUGAGAACGGCCUCAAGCCACCCCCGAAAGGGCCCAAGGCGGAAUCGAGAUACUCCAACACUCCGACCAGGGCAGGGAGCCCGCCGGGCGACGCAGAUCAGAACCGAACACGUGGAUCCACAGCAGACGAUCGCAAUCGGACAAGAAAACGGGAUGACAGCCGCAGUCGCUCGAGAAGGAGGUUCUCGUCCCGGUUCGACGAUGACCGCGUAGACCGGUCGCGCGAUGUCUCCAGCCAGCCGCGCAACCGAGAUACCGAUGACCGACUCGUGCUUCGUGAUUUCCGCGACAACCGAUACGGCGACCGCAGCUAUCGCCCCAACCGCCGGAGCCGAAGCCGAUCUACCACGCGAACCGACCGGGAGAGAGACCGUGACCGUGACCGUGACCGUGACCGGACCGACACCGCGACGACUACCGCCGCCGACGAAGCUACUACUCCCGAUCCCGUUCUCGCCCUCGAUACCGCUCGCGUUCACGCUCACGCUCCGUCCAUCGAGACCGAAACCAAGACCGUGAGCGUGAACGAGAACGUGAUCGUGAUCGCGAUCGCGACAGAGACCGAGCCAGAGACCAAGACAGAGACAGGACCAGAGACCAAGACAGGGACCGAACCAGAGACCCAGAAAGAGAUAGGGACCGUCCCCGCGACCAAGACCAAGAUCGAGAACGAGACCGAGACCGACCCCGUGAGCGCGAAGACCACGCCCGCGAACAAAACCGUGACCGAGACCCCGACGACACCCGCCCCCGCGAAGGCGAGAAAUCCCCCCGCUCGUCGCCGCUCGCCCAGUCUCCUCGACAUCGACCGCUACGUCCCGCCCACUAGUCGCCGGAGCCGGUCUCCUCGUCGUCGGGUGCGGUCGCCGGAACGGACGGAGAAAGAGCGUGACCCGCCGCCGCGGUUUGUGGAGAUUGAUCGGUAUAUUCCUGGUGGUGGUAGUGGCGAGGCGGAGGGUGGGAAUAAUGGGAAUCGGGAGAGGGACAGGGAACGGGAACGUGAUAGGGAUAGGGAUAGAGAGAGGGAUAGGGAAAGAGAAAGAGAGGGAGAUGAGAGGAGACUGAGACGACGGAGCGUGAGUCGGAGACCAUCGUGA